Cucurbita moschata (crookneck pumpkin) is the source of this 5554-nucleotide messenger RNA. RefSeq names its product translocase of chloroplast 159, chloroplastic-like. Gene Ontology annotation, cellular component: chloroplast outer membrane. Gene Ontology annotation, biological process: protein targeting to chloroplast. NCBI's taxonomy places the organism in Eukaryota, Viridiplantae, Streptophyta, Magnoliopsida, Cucurbitales, Cucurbitaceae. The transcript has a single exon. The coding region runs from base 244 to 5400 and encodes 1718 amino acids. Gene Ontology annotation, molecular function: GTP binding; GTPase activity. The record is from RefSeq and is a predicted model, not a curated record.
AGUGAAAAGCCCCCGUAGAAGCGCUGUGAGAGAUAGAGAGUUCUUCCCAUCACAAUAAAACCUUAUCUUUCACCAUUCUUCUAUCUCUCUUUCGGAGCACUCUCCGACUCUCAGCCGCUCCCCCCCCCCCACAAUUUCCUGUCAAACACAGGACGUUGUGGAUUAAUUUUCCCCAACGGAGCUCCAUUGAAUUCUUUUAUUCUCCAUUUUCAAUUUCACAACAAACACACACAACUCGCCUCGAUGGAAUCGAAGGACUUAUCUCAACAACCGUCGCUGCAGAACUCUGCCUUCUCAGGUUCUUCUUCGACUUACUCCUCGUCCUUUUCGUCUUCUUCCGUUGAUUCCAAUGUCGAUAUGCCCUCCCGAGAAAUGGAGGUUAGUGAAAUUAAAACUGGUGUUGGUGGCGAUGGGGAUGGUAGUGAUGGUGGUGGCUCGGAAACUGACGGGUUUCUGAGUGGGGAGGAGGAAUUUGAAUCUGCUUUUGAUAGACCUAUUGUGGAGUAUCCAGAGGAAGAAUCCUUCGGAAAUUCCAUCAAAGGGGGUGAUAGUGGUAGUUCUUUUGUGAGUUGUUCGGAAUUUUCGGCUCCCGAAAGUGUUAGGCCAAUUGCGAAGAUUUCUGUUGAUAGUGACGUCGAGGAGGAGGAUGAAAGCCUGGGGAGGAAUGAGGAAAGGGAUGAUAAAGUGGAUGGAGAAGAUUUUGUUGAUAGUAAGGGUAAUGAAAUUGAGAUUCCAGUUGAAAAGGAGGAGGCUCUCGUAUCUGGCGGAAAUGCGGAUGUGAGUGAUGUGGUGAAUGAAGGGGAUGCUAGUCAAGUUUACGAAAGAACGUUUGAGUUGUCGGGGAACACAAAGGAGAGUGACGUGCCUGAAAGUUCAAUAGCUGAGGAUGUUGGCUCUGCGUUCGAGGAAACUGCUAAUGGUGAGAAGCAGGUGUCGGAGGAGGAUGAAUUGAAUGAUGUGACAGUCGAACAGCGACAAAAUGAGGCUUCAAAAGGAGGAAAAGAAGCAGUGUUGAAUAAAGAAAGUCCGAUGACUGAGAGGCAGGCUGAUGAAGGAAUUGGCUUAAAUGAGAAGGUGGUUGCUGAAGUUGUAGAACAAUUAAAAGAACAGGAAUCUCCUGGUUCUUCUUCUGAUGACAAAGCUGAUUUGGGAGACCAAGCAAGCUCUAAGCUUUCAAAACUAGCAGAUAGUAAACAAGAAGCAGAAACGGAAAAAGGAAGUCUCAUGGCUGAGAACCAGGCAGAUGGGGAGGUCGAAUUGAAUGACAAGGUCGCUGCUGAAGACGGAGAGCAAUUAAAAAGUUUGGAAACUGGUUCUCCUAUUGACGACAAAGCUGUUCUGGGCGAUGACGAAAUCUCCAAGUUUAUAAAACUAGCAGAUGGAGGACAAGAAGUAGAAAUCGAUAAAGGAAGUCCUGUGGCUGAGACGCAAGCAGAUGGGAAGAUUAUAUUGAAUGACAUGGAGGAUGCUGAAGAUGGAGAACAGUUACCCAAAUUGGAAUCUGGUUCUUCUGUUGACAGUAAAGACGACCAGGAUGAUCAAGCAAACUCCAAGGUUGCAGAGCUAGAAAACUCUGAGUUUUUAGAACUAGCAGAUGGGGGAGAAGAAGCAGAAAUGGAUAAAAGAAGUUCUGUGGCUGAGAUGCAAGCAGAUAGGAAGAUUAUAUUGAAUGAGAUGGAGGAUGCUGAAGAUGGAGAACGGUUACCCAAAUUGGAAUCUGGUUCUUCUGUUGACAGUAAACACGACCAGGAUGAUCAAGCAAACUCCAAGGUUGCAGAGCUAGAAAACUCUGAGUUUUUAGAACUAGCAGACGGGGGAGAAGAAGCAGAAAUGGAUAAAGGAAGUUCUGUGGCUGAGAUGCAAGCAGAUAGGAAGAUUAUAUUGAAUGAGAUGGAGGAUGCUGAAGAUGGAGAACGGUUACCCAAAUUGGAAUCUGGUUCUUCUGUUGACAGUAAGGCUGACCAGGAUGAUCAAGCAAACUCCAAGGUUGCAGAGCUAGAAAACUCCAAGUUUUUAGAACUAGCAGAUGGGGGAAAAGAAGCAGAAGUGGAUAAAGGAAGUCCUGUGGCAGAGAUUCAAGCAGAUGGGGAGAUUAUAUUGAAUGACAAGGAGGAUGCUGAAGAUGGAGAACAGUUUCCCAAAUUGGAACCUGGUUCUUCUGUUGACAGCAAAGCUGACCAGGAUGAUCAAGCAAACUCCAAGGUUGCAGAGCUAGCAGAUGAAUUUACUGAUUCAGUUUUAGAUAACAAAAUCUUGCAUGAAAGUUCAUUGGUAUCAGUAACAGCUGCUGUUGGUAAUCCGGUGGAAAUAAAGGAUGUAGGAAAUAGGGAGACUGCGGAUUUGGUACAUGGAGCUGCCAAAUUGGAUAAUGGGUUUGAUAAUGUUGGGCAUGAAACGGAUGAUUCUGUUGACCAUAAUUCUUUGGUUUCGAACCCUGAGAUUGACAAUAACAUGCUGGAAGUCAGUAUUGCAGUUGCAGCAGAAGAAACUGUCUCUCAUGGAGACAGAGAAAUUUCGGCUUCUGAUAUUGCGAAAAAUGAAAAUCUUGCGGCUAUGGAUGUAGAAGAUCAGCAGCCUGAUGAAAAAGACUCUAAAUAUGAUUCUAAAAUAAGAGAGGAUUUGCCUGGUGAAGUUGAACCUAAACCAUCUCAGGAGGCUAGGUCUUUGGUUAAAGAAAGCAUCCCUGAUAAUGCUUCAGUGAUAGAUAGUGGAAUUUCUGAUGCUCCCAAGGCACUUAAACCAGUUUUGAAUGAAGUAGAUGGGGAAAAGCAUCCUUUAGAUGAAGAAGGUGAUAUUGAGGGUUCCGUUACAGAUGGAGAGACUGAAGGUGAGAUAUUUGGUAGUUCUGAAGCUGCUAGAGAAUUCAUGGAGGAGUUGGAAAGAGCCUCAGGAGCUGGUUUCCAUUCUGGUGCAGAGAGUUCUAUUGAUCAAUCACAGAGAAUAGAUGGUCAGAUUGUCACAGACUCGGAUGAAGCAGACACAGAUGAUGAAGGUGAUGGAAAGGAGUUGUUUGAUUCUGCUGCUUUGGCAGCACUUUUGAAAGCAGCUAGAGAUGCUGGCUCAGAUGGUGGCCCUAUCACUGUGACAUCUCAGGAUGGCUCCCGGCUUUUUUCCAUUGAACGUCCUGCUGGUCUUGGCUCCUCGCUUGUAACUGGAAAAAAUGCUUCCCGCCCAAGCCGCCCUCUCUCAUUUGCCCCAGCAAAUCCUAGAGUGGGGGAUGAUUCUGAAAAUAAAUUGAGCGAAGAGGAGAAAAGUAAACUACAAAAGUUACAGCAGAAAAGGGUGAACUUUUUAAGGCUUGUUCAGAGACUAGGUGUUUCUCCGGAUGAUUCAUUAGUCGCACAGGUUUUAUAUCGUUUUGGGCUUGUAGCUGGUAGGUCUACUGGUCAGCUAUUUAGCUUUGAUAAUGCAAAAAAUACUGCAAUGCAGCUUGAAGCGGAAGGAAAGGAAGAUUUGGACUUCUCAUUGAACAUACUUGUUCUUGGGAAAUCGGGUGUAGGAAAGAGUGCAACUAUAAAUUCAAUUUUUGGGGAAGAUAAAACUCCAAUCAAUGCAUUUGGGCCUGGUACAACUUCGGUGAAAGAAAUUAUUGGGACAGUAGAAGGUGUUAAGAUCAGGAUUUUUGAUUCACCUGGUCUUAGAUCCUCUUCAUCUGAGCGCCGUAUCAACCACAGAAUUUUAUCCUCAAUUAAGAAUGUAAUGAAAAAAUUUCCUCCUGAUAUUGUUCUUUAUGUGGACCGGCUGGAUAACCAAACCAGAGAUCUUAAUGAUCUUCUGUUGUUAAGAUCAGUAUCCAGCUAUCUUGGUUCUUCCGUCUGGAAAAAUGCCAUUAUUACUCUUACUCAUGCUGCCUCUGCUCCACCUGAUGGUCCAUCUGGUUCCCCUUUGGGUUAUGAGGUGUUUGUUGCUCAACGGUCUCAUGUUCUUCAGCAAACUGUUGCUCAAGCUGUUGGUGAUCUGCGCAUUCUAAAUCCAACUUUAAUGAAUCCGGUUUCUCUUGUCGAAAAUCAUCCCUCUUGUAGGAAGAAUAGAGAUGGCCAGAAGGUGCUUCCCAAUGGUCAAAGCUGGAGGCCUCAGUUAUUACUUUUAUGUUUCUCUAUUAAAAUCCUGGCCGAAGUAGGAAAUCUUUCAAAAGCUCCAGAGACAUUUGACCACAGGAAGCUUUUUGGUCUCCGUAGCCGUUCACCUCCUCUUCCAUAUUUAUUGUCUGGUUUGUUGCAAUCCCGCACACACCCAAAGCUACCAUCAGAUCAAAAUGGUGAUAAUGGUGAUUCUGAUAUUGAUUUGGCCGACUUGUCUGAUUCUGAUCAAGAAGAGGAGGAAGAUGAGUAUGACCAGCUCCCUCCGUUCAAGCCUCUCAGAAAUUCUCAGGUUUCUAAGCUUAGCAAAGAGCAAAGGAAGGCAUACUUUGAGGAAUAUGAUUAUCGGGUGAAGCUGCUCCAGAAAAAGCAGUGGAAAGAGGAAUUAAAAAGGAUGAGAGAUAUGAAGAAGGGUCAACAACCUACUGUAGAUGAUUAUGGCUACAUGGGGGAAGAUGACCAGGAAAAUGGUGGUCCAGCUGCUGUGCAGGUUCCUUUACCUGACAUGGCCCUCCCUCCUUCUUUUGAUGGUGAUAAUCCAGCUUACAGAUUCCGAUUCUUGGAGCCAACGUCUCAGUUCCUGGCGAGGCCAGUCUUGGACACCCACGGUUGGGAUCAUGACUGUGGAUAUGAUGGUGUGAAUCUUGAACACAGUAUGGCCAUUGUUAGUCGAUUUCCUGCUGCUGUUGCUGUUCAAAUUACCAAGGACAAAAAAGAAUUCAAUAUCCACUUAGAUUCCUCGGUUUCUGCCAAGCAUGGAGAGAAUGGUUCUACCAUGGCAGGUUUUGACAUUCAAAAUAUUGGAAGGCAGCUUGCAUACAUCCUUAGAGGAGAGACAAAAUUCAAAAGUUUCAGAAAAAACAAAACAGCUGCUGGGGUAUCAGUGACAUUCUUGGGAGAGAAUGUGUGCCCAGGAUUUAAAGUUGAAGAUCAGAUUACACUUGGGAAGCGUGUUGUACUGGUUGGUAGCACUGGCACUGUCCGAUCUCAGGGUGAUUCUGCAUUCGGGGCCAAUCUGGAAAUGCGGCUGAGGGAGGCCGACUUUCCAAUCGGACAAGAUCAAUCAUCACUUGGUUUAUCUCUUGUAAAAUGGAGAGGAGACACGGCUUUGGGGGCAAACUUUCAGUCACAGUUUUCUGUUGGACGAAGUUACAAAAUGGCAGUACGUGCAGGAAUCAACAACAAACUAAGUGGACAGAUCUCUGUCAAAACAAGCAGCUCUGACCAACUUCAGAUUGCUCUUCUGGCUCUCCUUCCUGUUGCCAGGGCUAUUUACAACAGCCUACGUCCUGGAGUUGCCGAACAUUACUCAGCCUAUUAGGUUAUGUUUCAUCUUUCUAUAUCUUUCUGUUCAUUCCUGUCGGCAUUGCACUGUAGGUUAUAGAUUGAGCACUUUCUGUUUUAUUAUUUUUGCUGAAUAAGUAAGAUUCUAUUGAUCUAUAAAUUUGAAUCUUCGCUUUCAUGUUGUUUGAUUC